Prunus armeniaca (apricot) is the source of this 393-nucleotide messenger RNA. Lineage: Eukaryota; Viridiplantae; Streptophyta; Magnoliopsida; Rosales; Rosaceae. The record is from the annotation of a GenBank genome assembly.
AUGAAUGUUACUGUUCAUACCCAAAAAUUCCAAAACAGCAGCCCCUCCCCUUUGUUACUGUUCAUCCGACCAGUUUUUGGGCUGCCAUCACCUCCUUUGGCCACCCCAAGCGACGACAUGGGUAUUAAAAGAACUAGCACGUUGUCUUCUACCAGCCGCACAUCUCAGCCGCUGCCAACCGCCGUCUGGAUUGCCGGAAAAAGCAUGAAAUUGGCCGGUUUUUACCCAAAAUCUCCAUCGCUCAUUCGGGCGAUUCCGAGCACCAUUUGCUUCAAUCCAGCGAUGAACAGUAACAAAUGGGAGAGGCUGCUGUUCUGGAAUUUUGGGGGGAUGAACAAUAACGUUCGUAAUGGAACGUCAAAAAAACUGAUGGAACAGGGGACGUGUACAUAA